GCUAAGGGGCUGUGUCUGGUUGUGAUCGGGUUCCCCUGAUGGGGCGGUUCGUUGAGCGCGGUGCAGAGCGGUGAGGUAGGUUUCGCGUCGGCGCGGUUCUUGGAGCUCGCAACGUUGCCGGUUUUCCGAGACGAUGGUUACCACGAGGAGCAGCCAGAGUCGAACGAAUCUUUCACAGUCAGUUUUUGCCUUUGAUAGGCGGCGGACGACGCUAGACGUGUCGCGAUGCACGAGUGUGUCAUGUGACAUACGAAACAACAGUAGAACCUUUGCGUUGCUGCUGCAAAGUUUGACAGGGCCGGCACGUAGAAACAGAUACAGUAACUACACGCGAAGAAAUAGAAAAAGAAAAAAAAAAAAAGAAAAGAAAAAAGAAAACGCAACGGAAAACAGCGUGUUAUGUGUGUGUGUGUGUGUGUGCGUGCGUGCGUGUGUGCGUGUAUGUGUGGCUCGUUUGAAUGUGUUAUCCAUUUAUAUGCGUAGCUGGGCGCGCGCGAGUGUUUCCAUAGCUGUAUAGUUAGCUGUGUGCAACGGUUAUUGUAUGCUGGCGGAUUACCUUCCCGUCCAAUUUCGGAACUCUGCAAGUCGUUCCAUUAGAGCGCGCACAAUUAUGUUACCGGCUCGACACGGCAAUAGCAGCAACACCACUGCCGCCACCAUCAACAAAUCCAGUAAUUUCAGUAUCUCCAUAAGACACUGGGCCGGAUUUUUUGCGAACGGUUAAGGAUACACUACCAGUUAGCUCGUCGCUAUCUCAGAGCCGAGACACUCGGUGCUUCGUGGCUUGUCCAUGAUCCUCGCUUAGGUACGUAACACAAUAGAGAACAUACAAAUAGAGAAAGAAAAGAGAAAAGAGCAGAGAGAACAAUCUAAAAAGAAAGGAACGAAUAAUAUCAUGUAUGUAAUAAACACGUUUCAUAUAUUUUUGCAAAAGCAUGUGUAACGCGUGCGGAAAUCUCGUAAAGAAAUGACAAUGUACGCUUUUACGUUAACAGACCUCCUUCUCUUCUUGAGAAACUAUAAAUAAUAAUCAUUGAACGUGUAUAUCCGCUAUUACUUGCCGAUUCGAAAAUAACGCAGAAUUUUAAACGAGUUUAACAGAAGAGCAUUAAAGUCGAUCGAUUGGUAAAACUUUGGAUUUCGCGAAGAUACAUCAGGACAUGGGAAUUCUUGGUUGUAUGCGUGGAAAUCGUCAUAUUACAGGUCAUAGGAAUGAGGGAGCGAGUUUUCACGUGGGACUCGUGGUGGUGGUUAAUAGUCCUUCUCAUUGCGGUGCACGUUACGGAUACGCAGGACGCAACGUUCGUUACGGAAAAAGCGUCGCCGUCCUCGCGUGUAGAAUGUGCCACGGGUUGCGAGUGCUUGGACAAUGGAAAAAGCCUACUGUGCCGGGAACGAAACUUCCUUGGACUCGGUCUGUCCAGGCAAGUCACCAAUGUCGUGUUGAGAAACGUCGGAGCCGCUACCAUACCCGUUUCCGCCCUCGAGCCAGCGAUUCGUCUCAAGAGUCUCGCCUGGACUUCGAGUGGAAUCGAGAGGAUAGAACCUGGCGCAUUCCUCGCGACAACGUUCCUCGCGCGUCUCAACUUAGGUGACAAUAGGCUGACGGAAUUACCGUCAGACGUCUUCCAUCCGCUGCAACAACUACAGUACCUGAAUCUCACCGGAAACCGGUUGACCACACUCCCGCGAGCAUCAUUCCAGGGUUUAGAUUGGCUCGAGGAAAUCGACUUGUCACGCAAUCGACUCUCAGUACUUCCCUAUCAAGUGUUCGCUUUAUCCAAGUCUUUGGCACGGUUGGAUCUUUCCGGUAAUUUGUUGGUAUCCUUGCCGGAUCACAGUUUCAGGCCCAACAAAAAUCUCCAGGAACUCGUCCUGUCCGCCAACAGACUCACCAAACUUCCACCCCGUUUAUUUUCCGGCUUGAAUCAAUUGAAGAUCUUGGAGCUGGCCGAUAACGAGAUCGAUAUAGUUCCGCGCGGCCUGUUCGCCGAUCUCGUAUCGUUGCAGCACCUCGAUCUUUCUGGGAAUCCUAUCACGCGUUUGACAAGCAUCACGUUCCACAGCCUGUCCAAUUUAAGAUGGCUCAGCUUGAAGAAUCUACCGGUCACGGUGCUUCCAUACGAUGUAUGGAGACCAGUGAGGAAACUACGCACUCUAUUGCUUUCCGGAACAAGACUGGAGGCCCUUCGUAACGAAGACUUGAAAGGAUUAGAUAAAUUAGAGACAUUGGAAGUGAAUAACAGCCCGUUACGCGAGAUCUCUCGAUGUACCCUGGAUCGUACACCGGCACUACGUAAAAUCGAUCUACGCGAUAGCAAUUUGACCUUCCUACCGGCGAACGUGGCACAGCUAUCGUUUCUGAGCGAGCUACAGCUGCAAGGGAACCCAUGGGCCUGCGAUUGCCGUAUGUUCUGGUUCGUAAAGUGGGCCGAAAGCAAGGAGCACCUGCGAACCGUUUUUCAGAGUGGAUUUCGCUGCGGCGACGAAAUCGACGGUACUGCCGAUAUCCUUCAAACCCUUCGUUACUUGAAAUGCGCACCGCCAAAUCUGAUAUACGCUACGCCCACGCAGCAACAUCUUUUAUUAAAUCCUGUGCUACUCGAAUGUGAAUUCAAUGGCAAUCCCACACCGUCAUUAACAUGGGUUACGCCGACGCUUCAGGUACUGCAUUGGAAUCCUGAUCCAGCAUUUCCCGACGCUUUUGUCGAACAUCCUUCCGUACACGGAUGGGAACAAAGUGUACCGUUUGUUGACGAUGGUCGCAUACGCAUCCUCGAGAAUGGAUCUUUGUACAUAGCGACGUUACUCAGGCAGGAUGUUGGACAAUACAAGUGUUACGCGGUGAAUCCGAUUGCCAAUGCCACCACCUAUAUUAGUUUGCAGAUGAAUCCAAUAACAUUAAACAGAAUCAGGAUCAUGAGCAUAUUGGUGGGCGCUGCCAGUGCGACGGCCUUUCUUCUCCUAACGCUUCUCUUGCAACUGCUUCGUUAUCUUUUGCUGAAAUGCGGCUGUCUAAACUGGUGUAUGUGCUGUGGACGGGUGGGUUCCACACCUAGAGCAAAGCAAAUUUACCAAAUGUUGGAUAAUAUCGAGCAAUACAAGAGUCAGCAACUCGAGAGACUACGCGAGAAUUACACUCAACAAGUGCAUAGAAUAAAAGAGAACUGUGCUCAACAAGUAGAAUGGAUUCGAGACAGCUACGAAGGUCAAAUGAGACACAUUAGAGACAUACGGGACUACGGAACGAGCCACCUUACGGCUCUCAGAGACCAGUAUUAUGAUCAGGUGAGGAAAGUACGGGAUUACUCGACGAGUCAGCUCAAUUGGGUGCGAGAAAACUAUGUCUUCCAGCGUAACAAGAUAAGAAAGUUCAGCGCCCAUCAGGUGCUAAGACUACGCGAGAGUUACAAGUAUCAGCAGCAAACACUGAACAAGGUACUAGAGAAUCUACCGAACUUGUAUUUCGAUAAUUGCCGGAGCGGCUCUUGCGGAAAGAGCGAUUCGAUGGUAUUUGAUACGAAAGACGAUGGACCGAUCCGUAUAGAUACUUACUUCAAGGCAAAGAUCGACGAUCUGGCGAACGGCGUUAGUUUGGAGGAUGUGAACAGCGAAUAUUACACGCCAACGGAACUUUCGUCGACCAGUCCUCAUGGAAAUGUAAUGGAGGGGAUCCAUAUAAACUACAUCGAGGAGAUGGGCCCACCGAUUCGAUUUGAUCCGUUGUACAAUGUAUCACCGCAUUCGAUAAUUCUGCACAGUAUCGACGAGGACGGAAGCUCACUGUCGGUGUACAAAGAUGCAGACAAUGCCAAGUCAGUUUUCAAAGGCUUGAGCAGCGAAGUCUUAGCCAAAGAGCCUAAAGAAACGCCAGAAAGUUUUGGUCUCCUUGCACCUAGCUCCAGUUUGCCUGACCUACCGCGUGAAACCAAACUUUAGACGAAUUUGACGACAAGUGUUAACACAAAAGGGUACUAACCUUUCUUUAUAUAGCAAGAUUACAAUUAAGACGAGAAUGUACUGCCACUGGAUCAUUAUGUGAGAAAAAUAUAAAGAAGUGCCUCUACAUCGGUAAGUGAGACUGUAUUCGCAAGAACGAACGGUGGUAUCUUUCUCUAUCGUGGGACUUCUUCAAAUCCGAUUGUUCUUUAUUCGUCUUUUAAAAUGUCUUUUUUGCUCCCUUAAAAAUACUUCAAAACAAAGAUAUACCUCGAUGAACGAUAAGAGAAGAACGCCUACGAGUAUCAAAGGCUGCGAGUGUCCCUUUGCCAACAUCGAUCAAGCCAAUGAUUGUGCGUGCGUGAGUGUCGUUUAAGGAGAACUAAAGAAAAGACAAGAAACAAAAAAAAAAAAAAAAAAAAAGAAGUCGCGGACAGUUGCCAAGGAUUUUUCUGUGAUUCGAUCGAUGACCUUGUAAUCUGUCCGCCCUUACACUUUGUGCUUUUUAUCAUUGUUGUUAUCACCGCUCGGCACAAACGAUAACAAUCGACGACCGUUAGACAAAGAAAACGCUGGAAAGAAACGCAAGAUGUCAUAGUGUUACUGCCAACCCUGCCGUAAGCCAAUUUCAAAAUAAAAAGCUAAAGCUCACAAAACAAAUUGAGAAAGCAAAAAAGGAAGAUAAAAGAAGGAAGAGACAGAACUGACGCGUGUAUAAACGGGUCCGUACUAAUUUUCGCCUAAUUGUCAAUUUCACCCGAAGGUCAACGAUUUUGAAGAAAUCGAUCGAUUCACUUUUAUUCUUCUGUAAAUAAAUGUGCGUGUGACUUUAUCAGUUUGCGGAGACGUGUGACUACAAUUUUUAUGAAAGAUUGAACUCAGUACCGGUAUACACGAUCGCUGAAGAUUAUUCGCUGAUCGAAGUCCGACGAAACCGAUACACUGUUUUUUAUUCCGUCUAGAUUACAUACUCUUCUUUCCUUUUUUCUUUUCGCUUUCUAUUUCGGAAAAUUCGAGUGUCCAGACAUUGGAACGCAUGUUAUCCUUUUCUUACUUUUCCAAUGUCCGCGGAUAUUUUAUCUCUUUAAACCUAUCCCCUAUUCGGUAAAAUACAAAUUGUUCGAAAUAUAGAAAUAUAUGAUAAUUUAACAGAAAAAAAAGAAUCUAUCUUUAUCGAGAACAACACAAAUACAUGUACUUAAUUAAAUAUCAUCAAUAACACAGUUGUACCAAUCGUUCCGAAAAGAAAAACUUUCGAGGAGUAUCAAAGAAGAUAAUAAGUGACAUUUCUAAAUUCUCUUAUCCAAUCAAGCUUCUGUUACCACGAUCCAACUGAUACAAACACGUACAAAAAAUUCUAGCAGAUCUAUAACGAAAAUAGCCUUUUCUUAAAUAUCAUACUCUAUAUUUUUAUAUUAUCUCGCGUCUCUCCUCUUUAAUGUGAAACGUGAACUGAAUUUUAAAUAUCUAAUUAAAUUAUACCGAGUUAACGAUUUUACCUCGAUUUUAAUUAUAAAGAGAUUAUAAAAAAUUUGAGGAUCCACAUUUCAGAUAUUUGAUUAUUCGGGUACACUAACUAAAGUGGUUACGACGAGAUAGAUCUCUAACCACAAGCGUUAGAUAGAAGAAUAUUCUAAUCACGAUAAUCAUAAUCAGCUCGAGAACGGCCCUAUUAUAGGCUUCGAACAUCAAUCAGACCACUCCUUUUUCUUCGUCUGCUUUUCUAUGUGCAAAAUCCAAACGAUAUCGAUCGCGGAAAAAAAAAAGAACCGAGCAUAGUUAGAUUCUCAUCAUUGGUACGAUGUUUUAAAUAAGCUUAUUAGAUAAUGCAUGUUCUAUGGGCUGUUGUACCUCCCUGACAAUGUUUUACUCUAAUUGGAGAAACUUGGAGAGAUAGAUCUGUAAUCUUUUGUAUAUCCAGAGAACCGUUCGUUAUUAUCUAUUCCGUGUCCCCUACUUUAUCUAUGUGAUUAAAGAAACAAAGAAAAGAAUAAUACAAUUAUAAAAUCUAUCAAUGUAUUUGAAAGUUAUAAAAAAUUAUUUUUUCAAUCGUAUAAACGAUUACCUCCUUUUUCGUACGCAUGCCAUAAAGUGGUUCGAACGUAUAUGUACAUCGAAUUAUUAAUUCUUGAGUCGUUAGGAAUAUGCAAAUCUUUUUCCCUUUUCUUUUUUUUUUUUUUUUUUUUUAGAAUAAAAUACGCUUAGUUUGAAACGGAAAGGUAGAAUUGAAUUUUUUCCCUGCCAUUAGAUACAAAAAGUGUCUAAAGGUCAUCCCAAUUAUUUUUUAAAUUCACACUAAAUUUAUCUUGCGUUGUAUUCUAAAGUGGAUUCAAUUGACUGUAUAUGAUCGCAAAUCAACCCUUCCAAAGGCACGGUAGUCAUAAAUUUGCCACCGUUUUCCGCGCCGAGAAGCGGUUCUCAAACGUUACAGUUUGACGCUGUACCGUUAAUUCAACCGAAGAAAUUAAUAUCACGCGUGCUAUUCAAUUUACUGAAUUUCACUUUAGAAUUUCUAACAGAACUGUGAUGAUAAAACUAUACGAUGCCGCAAAAGGGAAUUUCAUUCUGUUACCAGAGUUCUCUUGUACAAUAAUUUAUCAACUAAUAACAUUAGUAAAUCGACAAGUUACAAAUCGUGGAUUAUAAACGUCCUCCUUUACAAUUUCAUAAUUUUUGUUCGCAAACGAUAAUCGGAUAACUAUAAGAUAGGUUUUUCAAAUUCACUUGUAAAAUUCACGUUACUAUAAAAAUAUGUCGCUGUCGUACAAAGAUAUUUAUUAACAUUAGUAACUCGUAACUUGUCAAAUUUCACUGAUAAUAUUAGUUCAAUCGUGCAAAAUAAUCCAGGUUACUCCUUCCGAUACAAAACGACUUUCCUGUAACGAAUCACGUUCGAUAACUGAAAAGAUGAUCGGACGCGUAUACGUAAUCAAACUUGAUGUAUAUAUUGUAAGUUUAAUGCGUAGAAAAUGCUGCGCGCAUGCAAUCCCGUUUCUUAAGCGGUAGAACUCGCAGUUCGUGGUAAUAUAUGUACGUUGAAACGCAAGAGAUCCUGAUUUUCUUUCUUUUCAAAUCUUUUCCCUCUCUUCGGUGCGUUGAAUCGCCCCUCGCGGCCCCCACCACACGCGUUGCAUGCCGGCGAAACGAAUAAGACAACUAGCUAACGCAUGUAACGGUGCUCCGCCGUUAUUUUUGGAACGCUUCAGCGACUUGAAGGAGAUAAAAUUUUAUCAUCCCUCGAAAACCGGGACGCGACAGAACGCGGCAAAAAGUAUACAUCGCGGAAUACAAGGCAUCGUGCUCGAGCAAGAAACUGCUGCUACCGUGAAUGACGCUGCGGGAAAAUAGAUUCGAGUCGCGUCUCAUGCGUCUCGGAACGAAGGAAAGCAAACCGAUUAGGUGAUUGGUGUGGCCGACGUGGAUCUUAGCGGUGGUAUGGUAACGUGCCACACGCGAGUCGGUUUUUAAUUGCCCUUUCCGUAUACCGAUGCGCGCGUGCGCCGUCAUAUUAUAAUUACAUUACGUUUCAUAUGAAAAGUAUCGUGUCACUGGAAUCUCGUGGCAACGUUGUAAUAAACUUGUCAUCGUAACAUUUCGACAGUUUGUCACCUACGUUAUCUAGACAUUUUCGUUAUCAAAAAAAAACCGGUUUGAACGAAAUCUAGUUUACAUUAUACAUCGACGUAUAAUGUUAAUUUUUCAAGGCGAAGAUCAAUAUUCCUAUUAUUAAAAAGGCUUUUCCCGUAGAAAAUUUCAUCCAACUUCGAUAUUGUAUGUACAUGUUAAAAUUUCACUUGUUAUCUUCGAAUAAUUAUUCGCUAAAGCGCACGCGAUCAAAACCUGUACGAACGUACGUCAAAUAUAUCUGUAAGAUCGGGAAAUCGAAGAAAAGUUAGUUCUAUGCGAUGAAAGUCUGAAUGUUUCUCUUUUAAGCAAAAUGUCGUAAUACGAAAUAACGAAGACUUAAUUACGUGCUUUGAAGAUUUGCCCAAACGAAAUUACGUUAGGUACCGCUAAAAGUUGUUCCUUAAACGUUUAUUUUCGACGAUGGAAUCGGAAUUUAUACGUCGUAUCUAUCGAUCCAAGGAACUGAUCAUAGGAUUAUCCAUUAAUCGUUAAACACUAAUUAACGUUCUUAGAUAUACAAAUUAGGUGGCUACAGAUGUACUUCAUCAGAACAAUCACUCGUCAAAAAUAGGCUGUGGAAUACCACGAGAUGAUUCGUUCCACGAUACGUACUAUGUGUAGCAAAAUGAAAGAUAAUGUAAAUCGCGCGCGUGCACUAUAUUUUGUUAUAUUAAAUAUUCAAAUUGCGCGUAGUUUUUCAAUGAACAAAAGUUCCUGCUAUGAAAAUACGAUUUCGCGGUCUUUUGAGUGCUUUUGGUAGUUUGUAUCUUUUUUUGCAUUUUUUAUGCCUGCUACUAAAAACACGUGUUACGAAUGCCAAUAAGAAUUUGUGGAAUAUUUAUUUUUGGAAAAAUAACACUUGUAGAACAAAAAUUAGAACAUUUUCUUGAAAAAAAAAAAAAAAAGAAAAAAUUACUUCCACUCUCUUGUUCCUGUAUAUUUAUAUAUAUUCCUUCCUUUUUUACACUUAAAUCAAAGAAAUUACAAAUCACCAGGAAUAUAUAUAUAUAUUUUUUCAAUAUUAUGGAUUUCGUAACGAUAAAAUGCAAAGGAAGAAGUCCCAAAAAUGUUUCAACUGAUACAUAUCCCACUUCUUCCAUCGUAUAUCACGCGAUAGUCAGAGUUAUUGAAUUACUUUACAAUUCAAAUAAGUAGGUACCUGUGCCCCUGCAGAAUUUUUCAUUUUUCGCCUGAUAAAUAAUUUAGUUUUUUGUUACCAUCUUAAUGUUUGUUUUCAAUGACAACUUAAGUAGUUUUAACCAUAAGCUGAACAUGCAGCAUGAUCAAUAAACGAGAUUGUUUAUCAAAA
Molecule: messenger RNA, 8875 nt
Organism: Bombus pyrosoma
Lineage: Eukaryota; Metazoa; Arthropoda; Insecta; Hymenoptera; Apidae
Product: leucine-rich repeat and immunoglobulin-like domain-containing nogo receptor-interacting protein 2
Exons: 3
Coding region: 1213-3939 (908 amino acids)
Molecular function (GO): protein binding
Source: RefSeq, a predicted model, not a curated record